This is a messenger RNA of Priapulus caudatus, 721 nucleotides long. Its product is annotated as COMM domain-containing protein 10-like. The record is from RefSeq and is a predicted model, not a curated record. The transcript is spliced from 7 exons. Lineage: Eukaryota; Metazoa; Priapulida; Priapulimorpha; Priapulimorphida; Priapulidae. Bases 1 to 606 code for a protein of 201 amino acids.
AUGGCAGAGGUGCGAUUCCAGCAAUAUUGGGGCUUGUUCCUUAAAAAAGCAGGGGAGCUUCUCAAUAGAUUGGACAGUGCAAAAUUUCCUCUGUUACUCCAGCGGAUUGUGCAGAAACUUCAUCUUAAGGAUGAAAGAGCUUUUACUGAUGACGAAGAGGGAAAACUGCAUUCAACGUUCAAACUGGAUACAGACGAACUAGAGCUAGUUCUGGAGACAACAGAAUUUUUCCUGCAGCAGGCUGCAUACCAUAAUGCAAAACCUGCUGUGCUGACCCAACAACUGCAGAGUCUUGGUCUUAAUGAAGACAAGGUGGCAGAUAUUGUAGAUACGUGGACAAGUAAUGGAAAAGAUGUCAUCGAAAACUUACGAAAGAAAACCUUGAAUCCUAAACAGUUGGAUACAAUUAAGUGGCGGUUAAAUCUACAAAUGGCACAGUCCACGAGAUCUGAACUUAAAGAGCCAAAUGCUGCAUUUGAACUUGGUAUACGGGACCACAACACCAAGGAAACAGAAAAGCUGCAGAUGGAAUUCACUCAUGAAGAACUCUAUGCAUUCUACAGCCAGUUGGAACAGAUUCAGUCACAACUGGAUACUCUGAGUUAGUUGUAAUCCACUCGAGUAAGUCUUAGCUGAGCAGUAGGCUAACAAGUGUAAAUAUAUAUGGAGUAAGUCAUAGAGCUAGGACUGUUAUCAUAAAAACACGUUAAUCAAAUUGUGU